Messenger RNA from Mycena indigotica, 2586 nucleotides. RefSeq lists its product as uncharacterized. The coding region runs from base 1 to 2586 and encodes 861 amino acids. Gene Ontology annotation, biological process: DNA-templated transcription; regulation of DNA-templated transcription. NCBI's taxonomy places the organism in Eukaryota, Fungi, Basidiomycota, Agaricomycetes, Agaricales, Mycenaceae. Gene Ontology annotation, cellular component: nucleus. The record is from RefSeq and is a predicted model, not a curated record. The transcript is spliced from 17 exons. Gene Ontology annotation, molecular function: transcription cis-regulatory region binding; zinc ion binding; DNA-binding transcription factor activity, RNA polymerase II-specific.
AUGAGCCACCUACACGCGUUCCAAAGUUCUACCGCAUAUUUUCAUGUUGAUCCGCGUUGGCAAUCCGCCCCGCCACCGACCCAAGAGCGCUUUGAAUUCGCGUAUCCUGCCCCAGCAGCCUCAUAUGGCCAGCUAUAUCCUCAAUACGACCAAUAUGCACAGUAUGCGCCCGGUCCAAGCUAUCCACCACCAUCGACAGGUCAACCUCGUGGUGUUGGUCCUCCUCGAAAGCGCCAGAGGACUGAAGAUGAGGUGCCUCAGUCCGCUGGAUACUCGGAGCCGGAGGGAGACGAGGGAUUGAGACCACAAGCAGGUGGCGCGAAACUCCCCGGCGCAUGUGGCCACUGUCGCAAGCUGAAGAUGAAGUGCGAGUUCGCGACCGAUGCAGACGGAGAAACGGAAGACACUUGUCGCCGUUGCCAGGCUACAGGCCAUGUCUGUAUGGUAGAGAGACGGAACCAACGGAGCGCACCAAACAAGACCAAGUAUCUUAUGGCGCAAAUUCGACACAAAGACGAGAUUAUUGAGUCGUUGCUGAAGCAGAUUCACAAUCCAUACACCGCAACUCCAAUGUCCAUCGCCUCGUUCCGCAUGGCCAGCUCUCCUUCCGACGCCAACGAUGUCGAUGUCGUUACUUGGCUUUCCCAAAUGAAAGCCAGUAUCCCGCCAGAUGCCCCUUCAUCAACUGUCUUGCCGCAAGACGACGCCACGUUAGAAGGCGAAGAGACAGGGGGAAACGAGCAAACCUCAAUUUCCUUGCCUGCACCCAACGCCCCUGUAGGACUCAUUGCGCAGCUCAGUCUGGCCAACAAGCGCAGGUCCAAGAACAAUCUACGCGGGGCGGAUGGGCAGACCGGGGACGCCGGUACCAGUGAUAUCGUACAGGGUGUAGCUAGCGCGUCAUACUUCACACCUGGGCCAACGACAGACCUCAAGAAGCGUGCACAGCUCAUCCAUCAACACAGUCCCCCGCAGAUAUUGAUGCAUGGACUGGUCACGUCUGAGGAUGUCGAGAAGCUCUUCGAAAUAUUUUACACCCAUAUUAAUCCCUUUAUCAACUUACUAGAUCCCGUUCUCCACACGCCGCAGAAUACAUUCGGGCGAUGCCCCUUCUUGUACACCGUUAUUUGUGCUGUCUCUUCGCGAUAUUCGACAGAAAAAGCCAAGAUCUACGCUGUCGCUAUGCAUUUCGCGAAACAAUCCGCUGCAACCGCCUUAAUUGAUGGCUGGAAGUCCGUGGAGCUCUGCCAGGCGUAUGUCCUUUUAAGCCUCUUCGCCGCCCCAACCGGGAAGUGGGAGGAAGACCGCUCUUGGAUGUACGCCGGGCUGGCUGUGCGUUUGGCGACGGACUUGAAUCUGGAUCAGGUCCCGAACAGCAAGCCCGCAGCCGACGAGACCGCGGAGCGAGAGCAGCUUAACAGGACAAGGGUUUGGCUGAUCUGUUUCAACCUCGAUCGGUCAUUGGCAACCCAGUUUGGCAAGUCGGCUACGAUUCGCGAUGAGGACAUUUCUCGUCACCAAACUGAUAAUUGGUACGCCAAAUCGAUCUAUAACAGCCCAUACGAUAUCCACCUGUGUUGCUUUACUGGUCUAAUGCAUCUCGUCACGCGAUUCUACGAGGCACUUAAUCAACGUGGUGACCUGUUGGCGGUGACCAUGAACCAUGAUGAUGAUCUUACACGGUUCGCUGAGGAGUGGGAUGAGCGGCUACAACAUGCUUCAGACAUGAGUGACCCGACAUGUGCUCUCCGCCGCAAGCUUCUGUCGUUCCGGGUUGCUUACUCGCGUCUUCUGAUGUAUUCCUUUGGCUUGCAACACACAUAUUCGGCCAAUCGCAUAUUUCUGUCCAAGUGUCUGGAAUCGGCAAAGGACGUAUUGCGUGUCAUGGUAGACGACUUGUCGCCCACAGGUUUCCUUCGUUAUGCUCCAGAUGAGCAUUUCACCAUUGCUGCCUUUGCGUGUGCUUGUAUUUUCAGGCUUUUCCGACCAGAACAUGCCCGCUGGCUCUCAGUUGACGAGGAGAACCGGGCCAUCGACCUUGUGACUGGGCUCAUUCAAACCCUGGGCUCGCCGGAAACGGCACUGGACGACAGACACGUGCCGAAGCAGUAUGCGCGGUUUCUCGCGAGUGUUUUGGCCAGACGGAGACGAGAUGGGCCUGCAAGCGGUCAUACGCCGGUCCAACCUCCCCCCACACAGCUGCAACAACAACAGACACCCACACCGCCGUCGUCAGCUACAUCGAGCGAAUACGGCACUUUGUCGAAUGCGUUUUCGAAUUUUUCGAGCGCAGCCCAGUCUUCGCAACAUGUCGGCGGCUAUACUGCUGGUGGCGGCCGCGUCUACAGUGAUGUGCCGUCGCAGUCGGCAUUAGAGGAAACGCUGCUGGACCUACAACAGCUACUUCCCGGCGAGGAGCAGCUGUUCGCGGCUGCCUUGCAGAAUACCAACUGGGGCUUGAUGGACCAGACUGCGUGGCUUGACUCGUCAUCGUAUUCGCCAUCGUCUGACGGCUCGAGCGGGCUGCAGUCGCCGUACCAUGCCCCACUGGCAGGGCUACAGCCACUUGCCCAGUUUGCGCGAUAG